Molecule: messenger RNA, 1314 nt
Organism: Paecilomyces variotii
Lineage: Eukaryota; Fungi; Ascomycota; Eurotiomycetes; Eurotiales; Thermoascaceae
Product: histidinol-phosphate aminotransferase
Exons: 3
Coding region: 1-1314 (437 amino acids)
Biological process (GO): L-histidine biosynthetic process
Molecular function (GO): L-histidinol-phosphate:2-oxoglutarate transaminase activity; pyridoxal phosphate binding
Source: RefSeq, a predicted model, not a curated record
AUGGCAUCCAGAACAUCACCGUUCGAUCUGUCGAAAUGCGCGCGUCCGAAUAUUCUGCAGCUGGAACCAUACCGCUGCGCCCGGGAUGACUACAAAGAUGAUGGGACGAACGUCCUGUUGGACGCGAACGAGAACGCCUAUGGUCCUGGUCUCGCAUUGAAUAAGGAGGGUGCGCUCGAGGAAUCAGCUGCCAAUGGCGUCCCAACUGGCUCAUCAAAACCGGAUAUUGAUUUCUUGGGUUUGAACAGAUACCCGGACCCACACCAGGUCGAGCUUAAACAGCUGCUCUGUCAACUGCGCAAUACCCACGUUCACACGCAAAAGGAACUGCGACCGGAGAACCUGUUCGUUGGUGUCGGAUCUGACGAGGCGAUCGACGCUCUUCUGCGAUGUUUCUGCACUCCAGCCAAGGACAAGAUCCUGACGUGCCCUCCGACAUAUGGCAUGUACUCUGUCAGUGCCCAUGUCAACGAUGUCGGUAUCGUCAAGGUACCCUUGGAUGCUGCUCGAGGCUUCCAGCUGCAGCCGGACAAGAUCAAUGAGGCCCUGGCUGAGGAUAGCUCCAUUAAGAUCGUCUACAUCUGUUCUCCAGGAAACCCGACGGCGAACUUGAUCGCAAAGGAGGAUAUUCAGAAGGUUCUGGAGCACCCGUCUUGGAAUGGAAUUGUUGUUGUCGAUGAAGCAUACAUUGAUUUUGCGCCUGAGGGAUCGAGUCUGGCUGAAUGGGUGAAUGACUGGCCCAAUCUGGUAGUCAUGCAGACUUUAAGCAAGGCCUUUGGUCUUGCUGGAAUCCGACUUGGAGUGGCUUUCACCAGCCCGCCCAUUGCUCGUCUUCUCAACAGUCUCAAGGCCCCUUACAACAUCUCCAGCCCGACUAGUGCUCUAGCGAAGGCUGCGCUUUCACCCAAGAACUAUGCCGUCAUGCAGAGUCACAAGGAGAAGAUCAUCGCCCAGCGCGAGAGACUUCUGAACGAGCUCCCUAAGAUCCCCGGCGUUGGCCGCUUCCUCGGAGGACGCGAGGCCAACUUCCUUCUCGUCGAGUUCCUCGACAAGCCAGGCGGCAAGCCCAGCAACCCCAUUGCUCUGGCCACAUAUGAGGCGAUGGCGGAGAAGAAGGGCGUCGUCGUCCGAUUCCGAGGCAAGGAGCUGGGUUGUGAAGGCUGCCUGCGUAUUACCGUCGGGACAGAAGAGGAAAACACCAGAUUCCUCAAUGAGCUGAGAGUUGUCCUGGACAAUCUGUAUUCUGGAACGCCAGUGGUAUCCUCCAAGGAGGAAGCACGGAAGGAAGCACAAGCCAGCAAGGUCGUUGAUUGA